CAUUUCCAAACGCACAAUCUCCAUAUGCUACUAUCCUCCUCUGUUAGCACAGGGGUCCGAUCGCCAACAUGGCUUUGCCCUUUCUUCCUGGAAAUACUUUCGACAGGAAUAUAGGAAAAGAAAAAUUUCACAAGUCUCAUUACUUUAACAACAAAGGCGGAAUAUCUUAUCAGUUUGGUGUGGAUAAACCCGGUAUUGGCGGUGAACGGUUACCAGGGCAAAGAAUUGAUCCACCCACAAGCAAAUAUCCCGAGUCUAUUGGACUUCGACUACCUUCGUGGCUUGCUUUUGAUAAACAGGUGUUAUCAUUCGAUGCAUAUUUCCAAGAAUCCGUGACUGAGAGAAGAGAAGAGCAAUACCGCAUAAGGCGAUGCAAGAUCUAUUUUUACCCAGAAGAUGACACAAUUCAAGUCGUAGAGCCACGUUAUGCAAACGCUGGUAUUCCACAAGGUACCAUCAUUCGUCGACAUCGGAUAGCAAAGGCACCGCCAAAUGAGCAUCUGUACUACACUGUGGACGAUUUUAAUAUUGGAAACGAGUUCACAGCGUAUGGGAAGACUUUUCGCAUAGUCGGAUGUGAUCCGUUUACCGCGUACUUCCUUCGCAAGCUAGGUGUCCGCUUGGGAGACCCGGAGCCGAUUCCGGAUGAUCCGUACACCGUUCACCGUAAAGCUUUUACAGAAUCAAUGCAACCGUUGAGACCAUAUGAGAGGGUUGACAAGCUGAAACAGUUUCUGUAUCAUGAUCGUCACGUGCUCCGAUUCUACUGCUUCUGGGACGACACAGAAUCGUUAUACGGAGACCCGCGGAGCAUGAUCCUUCACUAUUUUUUGGCCGACGAUACUAUCGAGAUCCGUGAGAUACUCCAGGCCAACUGCGGUCGUGAUGGUGGUUCAUGUUUUCUACGUCGACAGAAGCUGCCGCGUGGUGUGGUCCCCAUUCCACUGCCUGGAGUGGUCACGGACAGAACACUGUUAAAUGUGUUUGGGCACCCACAUAGAGGUGGGCGCUACAUACUGGAUAGCCUCAAGCUGGGGGCAGCCAAGGAAGAUUUCUACACUGAUCGGGAUCUGACGAUCGGAGCCAGCCUCAAUGUGUAUGGCCGUAAAUUCCUCAUUUGCGACUGCGACGAGUUCACCAAAGAGUAUUAUCGCACAAAAUAUGGUUUAACCGAUUUCACUCCAGUGAAACCCCCGAUACAAGAUAACCGAGUGACAAUAACGCGUGAAAAUCCUCCAUAUAACGGCUGGGGAUCUGAGGAAGACUCUUUGGCCAAUUGCAAAAGCAUCAUACCAGUUGCACCAAAGGGUGAUUUUGUCAAAUUUAUGACCAAAGAUAAACAGGGCCUCGAAUCUUUCGUGUUACGUUUCUACGCCCGCCUGGUUACCGACAAGGUACUAGAUCGUGAUCGCCUGUUUGUCAUCUCAUGUUACCUGGCGGACGACAGUUUCUCCAUUUUCGAGCCACCAAUACGCAAUUCCGGUUUCAAAGGUGGCUUAUUUCUGAAACGAGGCCGGAUCAAGAAACCGAACUUUGAGCGUUUCAGUUCCCAACCUCCGUGCUACUAUCAACCGGCGGAUCUGUAUGUAGGUGGUGUGUUCGAGACGAAUGGAUUUAAGUUUGAGCUAAUCGACGCAGACGAGUACGCUCUGGAUUAUAUGGAGAAGCACUGUACUGAAUUUCCUUAUUCCGAUAUCAAGUUGAUUCACGAGAAACUGAAACCAUUCGCUAAAGACAGAUGUGAGGAGCUGCAGGCAUUUGGCCGUAAUCAGGAUCCAGAUGCGACUGGAACGUUUACCUACGCACAGCUGAAGUGUCUGAUAGACCAGCUAACUGGAACGGAGCAGACAUUGAACGCGCAGGAGAUGAUCACUUUGGGAAGACACUACGCUCACCGCUCCGCCAGUCAGAGUGGAAAAGUCCGUUACGAAAUAUUCCUACAGCAUCUGAAUUGGCGAUGUGAGAAUACUGAAGAGCCACCUGAGGUCCCGUGUGAUUACACCGGUAAUUUGCCGGUGGACUGGUUGUCGACAAGCAAAGGACUUCAACCGAGAUCACUUGGUCAAACGUAUUUGCCACAAUCGGACCGCAUCGACCGAAUCCGCUAUCAGCCCUUGUUCGACGAAUUGUGUGGUGUGGAUAACCGCUGUGGUUGAAAGCAACAAGUUAAAAUUAGCCAAGAGAAACCCCCGCAAGCUGGAACUUCCUUCUCUCCUACCCAGCGCUGUGACCAAACUUACCCUCUAGUUUUUUGAUUACUGAGGUCCAGUUCGCUAGCCUGCAUUCACAAUGACGAUGUGCAGAAAGCUAUACGAAGUUGGCAAAAAUCUAGCAGAAUACCAUAUACACGAAAGGAUGUGUGCUUCUUAUUCGCUUGAACAAAUUAAUUAGAAACACGCGUUGGUCACUUAACAGUCCAGGUCGAAUCAAAACAACACUUCUUACACGUCGGAAAUUCAGUGUCAACACGCAAAUGGUAAAGCAAACCAUGCAUAUUUACAUUCUCGACUAAAUUUUCAAAGUAAAACCUGUGCCACAUUUGCGUCAAAUGCC
This is a messenger RNA of Dicrocoelium dendriticum, 2553 nucleotides long. The record is from the annotation of a GenBank genome assembly. NCBI's taxonomy places the organism in Eukaryota, Metazoa, Platyhelminthes, Trematoda, Plagiorchiida, Dicrocoeliidae.